Messenger RNA from Cyphomyrmex costatus, 689 nucleotides. It is a transcript of the gene mRpL43, whose product is annotated as mitochondrial ribosomal protein L43. The record is from RefSeq and is a predicted model, not a curated record. The transcript is spliced from 4 exons. Bases 64 to 669 code for a protein of 201 amino acids. Gene Ontology annotation, biological process: mitochondrial translation. Gene Ontology annotation, cellular component: mitochondrial large ribosomal subunit. Gene Ontology annotation, molecular function: structural constituent of ribosome. NCBI's taxonomy places the organism in Eukaryota, Metazoa, Arthropoda, Insecta, Hymenoptera, Formicidae.
AAGAGAUCUGGAAUCUGGAGCGAUCGUCAUAACGAAAAUACUCUGUUGUUCGGGCAAAGGAAUAUGUCGAAUAAAUACUUAUUUCUACAAUCAGGAUUCCCGCGAGCACCUUUUGGUCUUGGAAUCGGACGUUAUGUCUGUCAGUUACAGAGAAUAACAUUAAAGUUUUGCAAAAGUCAUGGUACAAGUAGAGGCCUAAGAAAUUUUAUAGAACAUGAUUUAAUUAAUUACGCAAAAGAAAAUCCAGGAGUUGUAAUAUAUGUUAAACCAAGAAGGCACAGGCAUCCAGUCAUAGUCGCUGAAUAUCUGAAUGGCGAGAGACAAUGGAUGGAGGUUGCUAAUUAUAGCCAGGAUGAUGUUGUAAAAUGGAUGGAAUUGUUACGAACACAAUUUCAUAAUGGUUCUUCAUUGAGAUAUCGUAAACUGUGGCACACAGAAUUUCCAUCAAUUCAGGGGCCAUGGACACCAUUUACCUUUAGAAAUCCUAUGAUAAACUUGAAUCAAUUUCCUAAUAAAGAGCUUGGUGCAGCUGUUAAGCUUGGUCCUACAGCAACGGAACAACUUGUUCAAUUAUUCAAGGCUCAGCAAUUAGCUGACAAUACAGUUAAUGAUUCCAAAAAAAUUGAUCAAAAUGUUGAAGAAAUUUCCAAACAUGUUCAAAGCACAUAACUUUUUAAGCAAUUUUAAUA